AUGAAGAUCUCCAGUUCUUUCAUCCAGGCCACAGGCCUUCUAUUGUCUCUUGGUGCCGUGGCAGAUGCUAGAUCUGUCACCCCGGCGGCCAAGGGAUACUCGCGAACUGAAGCAUGCAAGCCACACCACCCAUUCAAGCCUUUCCCACCCAGUCAACCGCGUACAAAGACAUGUCACGUAUCCAGCCAUGGGGAUGGACGUGACGAUGCCAAGUAUAUUCUUUCGGCGCUGAAGGAGUGUAACAAUGGUGGCAAGGUUGUGUUUGAUGCUGAAAAGCAUUACACAGUCGGAACAGCUUUGGACAUGACCUUCCUUAAGAAUGUGGAUCUCGACAUCCAGGGCUAUAUCCAGUUCACCAAUGACACUGAUUACUGGCAGGCAAAUGCUUUCAAGCAGGUCUACCAGAAUGCCACCACCUUCUUCCAGCUGGGUGGAGAAGACGUCAAUGUCUACGGUGGUGGUACGCUCGAUGGCAAUGGCCAGGUCUGGUAUGAUCUCUAUGCUGAGAAUGCUCUUAUCUUGAGACCUGUUCUGUUCGGAGUUAUUGGACUAAAUGGUGGUACUAUUGGUCCGUUGAAUCUUCGCUACUCACCUCAGUGGUACAAUUUCAUUGCCAACUCCACGAAUGUGCUGUACGAUGGAAUCGAUAUCGCGGGGUACAGUAAGGACUCUAUUGUCGCUAAGAAUACUGAUGGAUGGGAUAUCUAUCGUUCGUCCAACAUUGUCAUCCAGGACUCAGUUAUCAACAAUGGCGACGACUGUGUCUCCUUCAAGCCUAAUGUCACCGACAUUAUUGUUCAGAAUCUCCACUGCAACGGUUCCCACGGUAUCUCCGUUGGAUCAUUGGGCCAAUACGUGGGCGAAGUCGACAUUGUCGAGAACGUUCUUGUCUACAAUAUCUCGAUGUUCAAUGCAUCUGACGGUGCUCGUAUCAAAGUUUGGCCUGGUGUUUCUUCUGCUUUGUCUGAAGAUCUCCAAGGUGGUGGUGGCUCAGGCAUGGUGAAGAACAUCACCUAUGACACCAUGUAUAUUGACAACGUCGACUACGCCAUCGAGGUCACCCAAUGCUACGGACAAAGCAACCUGACUCUUUGCAAUGAGUUCCCUAGCAAUCUCACCAUCUCCGAUGUGACCUUCAAGAACAUUCAUGGCACAACUUCAGGCAAAUACAAUCCUGUCGUUGGAACCUUCGUUUGCUCCAGCCCAGACGUUUGCUCCGAUAUCUACGUAUCCGACAUUGCUGUCACUAACCCAACAGGAGGUGAUUAUGACGCAUUCACUUGCACGAAUGUUGACGAUACGCUUUUGGCAGUCAACUGCACUUCGAGCUAA
Messenger RNA from Penicillium angulare, 1332 nucleotides. RefSeq names its product putative extracellular exo-polygalacturonase. The transcript is spliced from 8 exons. Bases 1 to 1332 code for a protein of 443 amino acids. The record is from RefSeq and is a predicted model, not a curated record. NCBI's taxonomy places the organism in Eukaryota, Fungi, Ascomycota, Eurotiomycetes, Eurotiales, Aspergillaceae. Gene Ontology annotation, molecular function: polygalacturonase activity. Gene Ontology annotation, biological process: carbohydrate metabolic process.